UCUAGUUCCUAAUAUGUCACAGGUGAACUUUGACAACUACCGAGCCAUUUUAUCCUUUGUGAACAUUGGAAAUGUACACUGGAAGUUUCUGUACAUAAAUGCAGAUGACAGCUGUCUGUAUUUGGUCGAUCCUUCAAGAAACUCUUUGGAGCAGGAAGAGUCUGACCGUGCAGCCAAAAGAUUCCGUGAAUACUUCAAAAUGAGAAGGACAUGCUACAACAAAACAGACUGGGUGAAUGUGAGACUUCGAGGAGGAGUACUGACACAUCCAUUUCAACGGGAUGGUUCUAGCUGCGGAGUAAUGGUCAUCAUGAUGGCCAAAGCAGUAAUGGAAGCAUUCCCAAAUAAACCAGAAAUGACAUUUUUGACGACAAAAAAAGAGAUGGCCCAGGCACGAAGGACAUUUGCACAGACAAUACUUGAGGCCUCAGUAUUUGACAGUGACACCAACUGUGCCAUGUGUGCAACAGCGAAACCACCCAAUCCAGGACCCUCCAUCACUGACUGGAUUCAGUGUGAUAACUGCAACUGCUGGUUCCAUUCUGAAUACCUGGACAUGACAAAUGAACAGCUCAGCAGCGCUCAGAAGACAGAGUGGAAGUGUGUGCUUUGUGUAACCUAAUUCCACAUGCAGUGAAAGCUACUAGAAUAAUCUGCUUAUAGUUAUUAUUGGUGUUUUGAGGAACACAUGUGUAAAACACAAUAUGUAUAACAUUCUUGCUUUGAGCACGUAUUUUAAGUAUUUCCUUUUUGAUUUUUUGGGUUGAUUUGUGUGAUGACAGAUAAUGAAUAACAAUAUAUCAAAACUGUAUAAUAGUAAUCUGAGAAAUCUGUAAUAUGAGAAAUGUAAUUUCUCACCCCGACCGGUCACAGCAGAUGGCCGCCCCUCCCUGAGCCUGGUUCUGCUGGAGGUUUCUUCCUGUUAGAAGGGAGUUUUUCCUUCCCACUGUCGCCAAAGUGAUUGCUCAUAGGGGGUCAUAUGAUUGU
This is a messenger RNA of Oreochromis aureus, 987 nucleotides long. RefSeq lists its product as uncharacterized. Gene Ontology annotation, molecular function: cysteine-type peptidase activity. The transcript is spliced from 6 exons. NCBI's taxonomy places the organism in Eukaryota, Metazoa, Chordata, Actinopteri, Cichliformes, Cichlidae. The record is from RefSeq and is a predicted model, not a curated record. Gene Ontology annotation, biological process: proteolysis. Bases 14 to 622 code for a protein of 202 amino acids.